Messenger RNA from Folsomia candida, 797 nucleotides. RefSeq lists its product as uncharacterized. The record is from RefSeq and is a predicted model, not a curated record. NCBI's taxonomy places the organism in Eukaryota, Metazoa, Arthropoda, Collembola, Entomobryomorpha, Isotomidae. Bases 80 to 715 code for a protein of 211 amino acids. Gene Ontology annotation, molecular function: N-acetyltransferase activity. The transcript has 2 exons.
AACUAUUUCCAGUCCGAUUAUAAUCUUCGCCUCUUAAACACUUAAUAAAUUCGUCAAAAUUAACAUAUUUAUUUUUACCAUGCAACCCUUUACUGUUUUCGGGAUGUGGAAAAACUUCAAUUUCCAACUCGUUCAGGAAACCCAUUUUUCCCAAGUGCUGCUAUUUUUGAAAGAAACUUUUUACAAGGAUGAACCCAUAAAAGGUAUCAUGGGAAACAUGACGAAGGACAGGGUGACUGAUCUCGACAAUCGAAUCCUGCCACGAUUAAAGGACGGAAAAACUUUUAUGGCGGUGGACCAGGAGAGUGGAAAGAUCGCUGGUGUCAUGAUAAUUGCUGCCUGCCCAAAAGAUAAGGAUUGGAAUUUACCCCCAGCCCUGUCCCCCAUGACGAGUAAGGUGACCCCUUUCCUUGUCGAGCUGGAGGGCUCGGUCGAUAUGUACAACCGAUACGGGGUCGACACCUACGCAGAUAUAUUUAUUCUCAGUGUUUCCCAAGAUUUUACUGGCCAUGGGUUAGGAACUGAAUUACUCCGCAGAGCGAUUAGUUGGAUAAGCGAGAUGGGUUAUCAAGUUGUGCAAGCGGCAUUUACGAACCCUGCGUCGCGCCGGAUUGGAGAAAAGUUUGGAUUUGUGGAGGUCUCUCGAAGAUAUUUGGUCGACGCGAAGGAUGACAAAGGAAAUAAAACUAUGCCAAAUGCGGAUAAAGAUCAAUAGGCUACGGCGACAGUGCUAGAUUUAAGACAUCGUUGUUAGAAUGGCAAUAAAGAACUUGAAUGAGCGUGGUUUAACAAUUCAU